This is a messenger RNA of Dentiscutata erythropus, 231 nucleotides long. NCBI's taxonomy places the organism in Eukaryota, Fungi, Glomeromycota, Glomeromycetes, Diversisporales, Gigasporaceae. The record is from the annotation of a GenBank genome assembly.
AUGCAAUUGAAAUCUUCGUAUUUGUUAUCCACUAUUACUUUGGUUCUCGUUUUAGCUAUUUAUUCAGCUAUUGCCGCUCCCGUUUCUGAACCAGAAAAUGUUCUUAGAGAUGAUGGAGGAAACCCAGGGUCAGGAGCUCGUUUAACACUUUUCGCAGAAAUUUAUAUUUCAGAAUAUUUGUCUUAUUUUACGAGUCCAUUCCUUGUGAAAGUAAAUAUAUCUAUAGAUUAG